This is a messenger RNA of Daucus carota subsp. sativus, 1455 nucleotides long. RefSeq lists its product as uncharacterized. NCBI's taxonomy places the organism in Eukaryota, Viridiplantae, Streptophyta, Magnoliopsida, Apiales, Apiaceae. The transcript is spliced from 8 exons. The coding region runs from base 66 to 677 and encodes 203 amino acids. The record is from RefSeq and is a predicted model, not a curated record.
ACGGUACUGAUUAAAGGGCAGUGGGUUCAUACUAAAAACUUGCAUUUUCAAACCAAGAACCAAGAAUGGCUCCCCACUGUUUAGCUCUGGCAACUACACUCUACCCCAGAAAGACCAUUAUACCCCGUGCCACUCUACAGAGGGAGUCCAAAAUGAGGGUACCUUAUGAGCUGAAGCAGGGGCAGUACCGUCUUUUCCACCAGCUGCCUUCUGGUCUGAAAAUGGAAGUCAUCUACCAAAAAGGUGUGGAACUUACAGACCCAGUUGGGAAAAAAGAGUGUCUGAACUUAAACCCACCUUUAGUGUUCAUCCAUGGAAGCUUUCAUGCAGCUUGGUGUUGGGCUGAACAUUGGUUGCCAUUCUUUUCAACUCAUGGUUAUGAUUGUUAUGCCCUCAGCUUGCUGGGUCAGGGUGAAAGUGAUGAGCCGUCUGGUCCAGUUGCAGGCUCCCUCGAGACACAUGCAGGUAACGUCGCUGACUUCAUCCGCAAAGAAACCAAGUUUCCCCCUGUAUUACUUGGUCACUCAUUUGGAGGACUAAUCGUGCAGUAUUACAUUGCAAAUACACAAUCCAGACAAUUGACAGGCACAGAAAUUAUGAGCUUGCACCCGAAUCUUCAUGGAGCUGUGCUUCUUUGUUCUGUACCACCUUCGGGAAACAGUGGGCUAGUUUGGUGAUAUCUAUUUUCCAAUCCCGUCGCUGCUUUUAAGGUCACACGAAGCCUGGCAGCCAAAGCUUUUCAAACUUCUCUGCCCUUGUGUAAGGAAACAUUUUUCUCUGCAGCAAUGGAGGAUAAUCUAGUCUUAAGGUAUCAGAAGCUGAUGACAGAAAGUUCAAGAUUGCCAUUGUUUGAUCUCAGAAAGCUUAAUGCUUCACUACCCGUACCUGUAGCGCGAGAUCCAUCUCUUCAAAUACUUGUCUUGGGUGCAAAUGAUGACUUUAUAGUGGAUGCUAAAGGAGUUGGUGAGACAGGGAUAUUCUAUGGUGUGGAACCGGUCUGCAUUGAAGAGGUUGCACACGACAUGAUGUUGGAUAUUUCAUGGGAAAAAGGUGCCGAAUAUAUCCUACAAUGGUUAAAUGACCUGAAGAUGGUAGAGACAAAGUGAUGAAAGAAGAUAUGAGUAGAUAAGUUAUGAAUAAGGAGCAUUCGUUCUAGUCAUACAAUCAAGGAGCCAAGAAUUCCGUCUGCUAGAUAUUUAAUCACACCCAUUUGUCGUAUCAUCCAUCAGUAUCAGUUUUAAAUAUAUUAUUACAUCAUUUUGUUGUAAAAAAAUUCUAUCCUUGCAAUAAUGUCCUCCGGGGUUAAUGGUAGCAAUAAAAUUUCUUGCUUGCCUGGCAAAUUUUUAUGUAGUCUAAAGAAUGCUGGUUUGAUCAUGUAAUCAUCCAAUAACAUGUAUAUCUGAGGGGGUUAAUUAUCCCGUUCUGACAAUUUGAUCUAGUAUUGAUUUUGGCUGA